AUUUCGUUAAGUUUGGAUUUACCUUCAAAGAAAAAGACGAGUUACAAUUGCCUCAGUAUGUGAUAUGUAUGAAAGUUUUAAGUAAUGAUAGCAUGAGGCGCAACCGCCUUGAAAGGCAUUUGAAGCAACAACAUCCAACUCUGGAAUCACUCAAGCGGAUGAGACUGGAUACAUCGAGAAGUUAUCACACAGGUGUAUCGCAGCAUCUCAAAGCUUCAUUUGAAAUAGCUUUUAUGAUAGCAAAGCAAAAGAAACAUUAUACUAUUGGCGAAGAAUUAAUAAAACCAUGUGUCCUAAAAGCCACGCAGAUAAUUCUAGGAGAAGAUGCAGAGCAAAAAAUGAAGUAUAUUUCUCUUUCGAAUAACACAGUCAAGCGUAGAAUCGAUGACAUUGCAGCAGACAUAAAGUCACAAAUAAUUAACAAAGUAAAAUUAUCGCCAUUUUUUGCCGUUAGUUUCGAUGAAUCCACCGACAUCGCUGAUUGUGCACAGUUAAUAGUUUAUGUGCGUUACAUCGGCGGAGAUAUCAUUCAAGUAGAGAUUUUGUACUCCCAAUCUUUGUCAGUAGUUACUACAUCUGAAGAUAUAUUUAAUUCAAUAUCACAUUUUGUUGCAAAGAAUGACUUGGAUUGGAAGAAACUCAUUGGACUUUGCAUAGAUGGCGCACCUGCAACGAUAGGUGUACGAUCGGGUUUAGCUAAAAAGCUCAAGGAAAAAAAUCACCCAAUGUACACAUUGGCUUCCAAAACAUUACCACAGACUUUGGACUCGGCUAUAAGGAUUGUAAACUACAUCAAGAGUAGCGCUUUGAAAAGUCGGUUAUUUACGUUACUUUGCGAGGAUCUCGAUUAUGAUCACAAAGUUCUUCUGAUGCACAGAACAAAAGGAAAGCGAUUAUUUUUCUAA
Molecule: messenger RNA, 905 nt
Organism: Acanthoscelides obtectus
Lineage: Eukaryota; Metazoa; Arthropoda; Insecta; Coleoptera; Chrysomelidae
Source: the annotation of a GenBank genome assembly